AGCCUCCUCCAGCACUUCCUCUACCGCCCUGACUGAAUGCAGAUCACUUCCUGAAAGUCGAAGGGGUUCCUGUCUAUUACCAAUCCACUUCGAGUCAGGUUGGCAGUGAAAGAGUAAAGCAGCUGUUUAUCUGCAAGAGGCUGCUCUGACUAUCAGGCUACACCUAAUAAGGGUCUCAGCAGUGCUAAGAGGUUUGAACGACGCACACAGUCCUGCAGGGAAAACAUCCAGCAGCGAAUCAAGAUGAAGAAAACCGACACUCCGCUUCUCAAGCAGCAGUCAACGCCAUGCUUGAAAAACAUUCAGCGGCUGUUCCCAAAAAUAUCCAUGAGCGUGGCAGAUGAGAAAGUUCGGCUGAUGGCAGAGAAGGUGUACGCCUCUGCACUGAGACAGGAAGACACCAAGGAUGCCAUGGCUCUGUUCAAUGUGCCGGAGGACUGUCCCAUCGGGCUGCAUGAGGACCGGGAAAGAGAGCUGCAAAAGGAGCUGGCUGAGCAGCACUCUCAGGAAUCAGUUAAGAGGAAGAAGACCUUUUUGCUGAAGCGCUCCAAGUCCAUAUCAUUACAGUUUCCCGAUGACUGGAAGGCCUCUCCCGUGCCCACCCCAGGAGCAGACGAUACUUUUACCUCAGAUAACUUCCCAGACUUCCAGAGAGUCACCAUCAGUGGGGAUUACUGUGCUGGGAUCACGGUUGAGGAUUAUGAGCAAGCUGCUAUGAGUCUCUUUAAAGCCCUAACCAUCCGAGAGAAAUAUGCCAGGCUGGCAUUCCAUCGCUUUCCCAGAACCGCAGCCCGCUUCCUUCGCACUGCACAGAACAUGAAGUGGAAUGAGGAGGAUGAGGUCCUGCCAGAAAUCUGCCCCUACCCUCGUGAAGGAGAGGAUCCGUUCUCAAUGGAAGGUAUUCCUGAGAACCUGAACUAUGAGCUGAUGAUGAAGGAUGGCAUAGUCAAUGUUUAUGACAACCUUGAGGCCCUGAAGCAAGAGCAACCCAUCGGCCUGCCCUAUCCUGACCUUUUGAGCUUCACCAUUGAUUUGAGCCACGUACUCGCAAUGUUAGCCGAUGGGCCAACGAAAACCUACUGCCACAGACGACUGAACUUCUUGGAAUCUAAAUUCUACCUCCAUGAAAUGAUGAAUGAAAUGGCAGAGAUGAAGGAGCUAAAAAGUGUCCCCCAUAGAGAUUUCUACAACGUCAGAAAGGUGGACACACAUAUACAUGCUGCUGCCUGCAUGAACCAGCGGCAUUUGCUGAGAUUCAUUAAGAUGUCAUGCCAAACAGAUGCGGACCGUGUGGUCAUGGUGAAAGGCGGUCAGAAGAUGACUCUCACAGAAGUCUUUAAGAAACUCAACAUGAACCCCUAUGACCUCACUGUGGAUUCCCUGGACGUACAUGCUGGGAGACAAACCUUCCACCGCUUUGACAAGUUCAACUCCAAGUACAACCCUGUUGGAGCCAGUGAACUGCGGGAGAUUUAUUUGAAAACGGACAACUACAUAGAUGGAGAGUACUUUGCACGUCUUGUUAAGGAAGUGGCUGCAGAUCUGGAGGAGAGCAAGUAUCAGCAUGCUGAGCCCCGUCUGUCGAUUUACGGCCGAUCUGCCAGCGAGUGGGAGAACCUGGCAUCGUGGUUCAUCCAACACAAGGUCCACUCUCCCAACAUGAGAUGGAUGAUCCAGGUUCCACGGAUCUAUGACAUCUUCAAGUCAAAGAAACUGGUUCCCAACUUUGCCAAGAUGCUCGGGAACAUCUUCCUUCCACUUUUUGAGGCUACCAUCAACCCGCAAAAGCACAAGAAAAUCCAUGUGUUCCUCAGAUAUGUGACCGGGUUUGACAGCGUGGACGACGAGUCCAAACACAGCGACCACAUGUUCUCUCACAAAAGCCCGAAGCCUGAGGAGUGGACCGCAGACGAUAACCCUCCAUACACCUAUUACCUCUUCUAUAUGUACGCCAACAUCACGGUGCUCAACAACCUGCGCAAGGAGCGAGGGAUGAACACCUUCCAGUUUCGUCCCCACUGUGGAGAGGCGGGCUCCAUCACCCAUUUGGUCUCUGCUUUCCUGACAGCAGACAACAUUUCCCAUGGACUCAACCUCAAGAAGAGUCCGGUGCUGCAGUACCUGUACUACCUGGCCCAGGUACCGAUCGCCAUGUCCCCACUGAGCAACAACAGCCUUUUCCUGCAGUACUCCAAGAACCCACUGCGAGAGUUUCUUCACAAAGGCUUGUGUGUGUCUCUGUCCACGGAUGAUCCCAUGCAGUUCCACUACACUAAGGAAGCCCUGAUGGAGGAGUACGCCAUAGCAGCACAGCUGUGGAAGCUGAGCACCUGUGAUCUGUGUGAGAUUGCCAGGAACAGCGUCCUGCAGAGCGGCCUCUCACAUCAGGAGAAAAAACACUUUCUUGGUCCCAACUACUUAGAAGACGGCCCAGAGGGCAAUGACAUCCGUCGGACCAACGUGGCGCAGAUUCGCUUGGCCUACCGCCACGAGACGCUGUGUAAUGAACUCAGUUUUCUGGUGGACGCCGUGAAAACUGAUGCUGCCAUGAUUCCAGAGUCAGAGACCGAAUGAGUCCAAACCAUGCCGGGAUGUGUCUUCAGAGAUGAUGGGACAUAGAUUCUAGCUCACAUCUCUAUAAAUGCUGUUUCCUUGAUGUUUUUUUUCUAAAUGCUGAGUGCUUGUGUGUGUGUGUGUGUGUGUGGCCAUGUCUUUAAUACCUGGUGGGGACAAUUUCCUAGG
Cyprinodon tularosa is the source of this 2742-nucleotide messenger RNA. Its product is annotated as AMP deaminase 3-like. Bases 244 to 2574 code for a protein of 776 amino acids. Gene Ontology annotation, molecular function: AMP deaminase activity. Gene Ontology annotation, cellular component: cytosol. Gene Ontology annotation, biological process: AMP metabolic process; IMP salvage. The transcript has 16 exons. The record is from RefSeq and is a predicted model, not a curated record. NCBI's taxonomy places the organism in Eukaryota, Metazoa, Chordata, Actinopteri, Cyprinodontiformes, Cyprinodontidae.